Ictalurus punctatus (channel catfish) is the source of this 3206-nucleotide messenger RNA. RefSeq names its product C-type lectin galactose-binding isoform-like. The record is from RefSeq and is a predicted model, not a curated record. Lineage: Eukaryota; Metazoa; Chordata; Actinopteri; Siluriformes; Ictaluridae. The coding region runs from base 663 to 1427 and encodes 254 amino acids. The transcript is spliced from 3 exons.
GGAUGUAGCAUAGCUAGCUAGCAUGUAAGCGUACAUUUAUAUUUGAGUAAAAUGACGAAAAAAUGUGGGCAAAAUGUAGGACUUAUCAUUUUUUCAUGGUUAAAUAUAGCCUAUUUUUGACCAGUAGUCGUGGACAUGCUGUUGCCAUGGAUACCUUGCAAGAAAUGGAAAGAUUUGAAUGUUGUUGGCAUAAAACAACAUUCUGAAGAGAAAGCCCGAUGGAACAGAGAGCGAUUUGUCACCUCUCCUAUGAAAAGCCUUUUAUUUGUUCUACAGGAUCCAGUGGAGAAGGUUUCAUAGUAGUAAUCCUGUUAUUUCAGCAUUCUCUUUAGCAUAUAUCCCUAGCUCUUUUGCCUUGCAGUGCCCUUGUUAUAGCACAAAAAAACCAGCAUAACUAUGAUUAUCAACUUGUGAAUAAUUACAAUGCACUAAAUGUGAAAAUACUGCUAAUUUCAUCUAUUUAUAUAUAACAAAUUCUAAUAUUUAAUUCUGUAUAUUCUGGUUUGAAUAUACAGCAGGUUUUCUCUCCUUCCCAUGCAAACCUUAGAGUUUACAAUGUUUUUGCAUAUAUUUAUAUUAAGUGAUGUGUGGUUGGGGGAAGUGUGCUGAGUUGGCACAGACGAGAGGAAAGAUUGACACAACUCAGAUCCUUCAAAGCAGAGAUGAUGAAAUUUGUUUCGAUUUUCUUCCUGGUAGGAAGUUGUGGCUUGGUUGAAGGUAUGAUAAGAGAAUAUAUUCACUAUCCUUACACAACAGAUUGGUAUAAUGCUCAGCAAAUCUGCCGAGAACACCACACUGAUCUGGCUACCAUCAGCACCACAGAGGAACAGCAGCGACUUGUAGAGAGUUUUGGUUUCAGCAGUGGGCCAGCUUGGAUUGGGCUGUACACAGAAAGUGUAAACUCAGAGUGGCAGUGGUCUCAUGGAGAGCCAGUUUCUUUCUUACCAUGGUAUCCUGACUAUCCUGAUAACAUUAAUUACAUUUACAUUCGUAAUCGAAAAAUUUAUGACCGAUACGAAAGCUGUGCUUUUUUGGAACAAGGACAAUGGAAAAACAAUUUCUGUGGGGCACGUUAUCCAUACUACUGUUAUAGAUAUUUGAUUUUGGUGAAUGAGAGCAAGACUUGGGAGGAGGCUCUUCGGUACUGCACCACUAAGUACACCGGCUUGGCCUCUCUGUCCUACGCCACACAAGUGCUUCAGGCAAAAACGGAGCUUGCACUGACCCAAACAGAGAGUGUGUGGACCGGCCUGCGCUUCAUGGAUGGAAACUGGUUCUGGCUGAGUGGAGAGCCAACGCAGAGCCUGGAUUUACUUCCAUCAUGUCCAGCUCAUCACUGCGGAGCUCUCAACAACAACACAAACAUCUGGGAGAACCGAGACUGCAACGAGAAUCUGAAUUUCCUCUGCUACUUGAAUAUUAUGUAGUGAUCUCUGGCUGCACCCCUGCAUUACAUAUGACUUUCCACAAGAAGAGAUCUCCUACAGGAAGAUUACAUGCAUGACACUUUUCUUCUUUUUUGCUUUUACUUAUUAAGAUGUAUCAUAUGUUUGGCUUUCCUUAUUCAUAGGUAAUUUAUAGCAUUGAAACUGAAUGUCAGGCUUAGAUAGAAAGAUAGAUAAAUAGAUCAAUAGAUAGAUAGAUAGAUGUGGGGUAUGACCCAGCUUUUCCUUAAUUUCCAGUGGCCUUCAUAUAUCAAGCUGGAUACAAACAGACGUAAAUUAUCUUCAAUUGUUCUUAGGAGCAUUUACACAAGAAAUUUGGUAUUGAUGAAAAUCCUGAAAUUUUCAGAAAAACACUCGUAUCCUCCUUGUGCUCCUGGCUGUGUGUAAAUUUUACAUCCAACUAACUAACAUAAACCUUGAUUGAUCCGCUUCAAAACAUCAUUUUCCUGCUGCACUUUUAUAUACAGACUACACAGUCAAGUUUAAACCACUAUUUAGUAGAUUAGUCAUUUUAUUCAUAUAUACUAUAUCAAUAUUGACAUGUUCUAUUAUCAGUCUUUCAUAAUGCAUUUGAUCUGACUUUCACUGCAGUCAAGCAGUGCUUCAUUUUUAGUGGAAAAAGAUCGGUUUUAAACCUGUGCACUCUUGACGGAGCAAGAUUUCCGAGUUUCCUGCUCUUUUAUUCCUCCCUUUUUAAUAAAAGGUUAUUCACUAAAAAGAGAGCACUGUUGGACAUUAUUACUCGCUUUUGUGUAGAAAUAUUAAAGCUUAAAAACUGUCAUUUUGAAGUAAAACAUAUAUGCUAAUGUAAUAAAUAAAUGCUUUUCAAAAAUCAAGACAUGUUUAUUAUUCAGUGACAAUAACAUCAAAAUAUCUCUCACAUUCGCUGCUGCUAUCACACAGGAGGAGAUAAUCACUCUUCCGUCAUUUGUUUUCAAUAAGAGGUGGGUGAGCAGGAAAAACAAAGUAUGUAGAGUUGCAGGUUGGAGACAUCCGAGAUGCAAACUUAUGCCUUUGAUGCAAAAUUUCUCACCUUCUGAGGGAGAGAGAACGGCAUGAGGAAUGGACUACAUUCCCAGUUUGGCUAGCAAAUAGUUGACACAGAAGCAGGAAAUAAGCACAUUAUAUGGUUAAUCUUUCUCAAAUUGCAAUUAAAUCACCAUAUUGAAUGUAGCAUAUCUAGCUAGAAUGUAAGCGUGCAUUUAUAUUUGGGUAAAAUGACAAAAAAAUGUGGUCAAAAUGUAGGACUUCUCAUUUUUUCAUGAUUAAAUAUAGCCUAUUUUUGACCAGUAGUCAUGGACAUGCUGUUGCCAUGGAUACCUUGUAAGAAAUGGAAAGGUUUGAAUGUUGUUUGCAUGAAACAACAUUCUGAAGAGAAAGCCCGGUGGAACAGGGAGCUAUUUGUCACCUCUCCUAUGAAAAGGCUUUUAUUUGUUCUACAGGAUCCAGUGGAGAAGGUUCAUAGUAGUAACCCUGUUAUUUCAGCAUUCUCUUAAGCAUAUAUCCCUAGCUCUUUUGCCUUGCAGUGCCCUUGUUAUAGCACAAAAACCAGCAUAACUACGAUUACCAACUUGUGUGUAGUUUCAAUGUACUCAAUAUGAAAAUACUGCUAAUUUCAUCUAUUUAUAUGCAUGUAACUAUACAAAUGAAUUCUACUUGUUCACUUCUUGUGAAAUAAAUAAAAUGAUUCUACAAAUCUGGUUUCCUCAGUAUUAAUAAUAUGUUUUACUUAUAUAGCACCAUUCCACAGCUCAAGGACAC